Messenger RNA from Prunus mume (Japanese apricot), 1655 nucleotides. Its product is annotated as putative glycosyltransferase At5g20260. Gene Ontology annotation, molecular function: glycosyltransferase activity. The record is from RefSeq and is a predicted model, not a curated record. NCBI's taxonomy places the organism in Eukaryota, Viridiplantae, Streptophyta, Magnoliopsida, Rosales, Rosaceae.
UAAAGCACUUGUGCCUUUGUUCCUUUAAUAAAAAUAAAAACAACUUGUUGGUUCUGCAAUCUGUCUGCAUUUUAUUAAAAGGGGUUUAUGGCAGCCUUUGAAUUCCGGUCACCCUAUUUACUCUCUGUAAUUUUUCUCCUCCUCAUCCUCCUCCUUCUGGUUCUUCUUCCAUUCUCUCCCUUCAACCAAAACCAUUUCAAUCUUGUAAGCCUUUCUUCUUCUUCUUCUUCUAGCCCUCGUCAAAGCAACCAAACAAGCCAAUAUCAAUACGUCUCACCUGCACCCUCUCCUUCUACUUCCUUUGUUGCAGACCAUGUCAAAAAAAAGAAGCGCAGUGGAAUCACGAUUGAAGAAGAGUUGGCGAGAGCGAGAGCAGCCAUCCGCAAAGCCAUUCGUACGAAGAAGUAUACAUCUGAUAGACAAGAGAUUUACAUCCCCAGAGGAAGUGUGUACAGAAAUCCCUAUGCAUUUCAUCAGAGCCACAUAGAGAUGGUGAAAAGAUUCAAGAUAUGGGCUUACAAGGAAGGAGAAAUACCCAUCUUCCAUAACGGGCCCAUGUCCUACAUCUACUCCAUUGAAGGUCAUUUCAUCGAUGAGUUGGACACCAGUGGAAAUUCCCCAUUUUUGGCCCGCCAUCAUCACGAGGCACAUUCCUUCUUUGUCCCUGUAAGCGUCAAAAGGGUUGCUGAUUUCUUGUAUGAUCGCCCUAAACCAUACACAUUUCACGGUCGACUGGUUCGUAUUGUCACCGACUACAUCAAUGUUGUGGCCCACAAGUACCCCUACUGGAAUAGGAGCAAUGGAGCUGACCACUUUAUGCUCUCUUGUCAUGAUUGGGCACCAGAAAUCAUAGAUGAUGACCAUGAGUUCUACAAGAACUUCAUAAGAGUACUCUGCAAUUCUAACACCUCAGAAGGAUUCCAGCCCGGGAGAGACGUCUCACUACCAGAAUAUAACAUACCGGAGAACACUCUUGGCCCAUCGCUCCUCCACCAACACCCCGAUAACCGGCCUAUCCUGGGCUUCUUCGCCGGUGGUGCUCAUGGAGACAUAAGGAAGUUUUUGUUUGAGCAUUGGAAGGACAAAGAUGAUGAAAUCCAAGUCCAUGAGUAUCUUCCAAAGGGGCAAAAUUACCACCAAAUAAUGGGACAGACCAAGUUUUGCUUGUGCCCAAGUGGGUCUGAAGUUGCUAGUCCUAGAGUGGUUGAGGCCAUGUAUGCAGGGUGUGUCCCUGUGCUCAUUUCUGACUAUUACUCAUUGCCCUUCGCUGAUGUUCUCGACUGGAGCAAGUUUACAAUAGAAAUUCCACCAAAGAGAAUACCCGAGAUCAAGGCAAUAUUGAAAGCUGUUCCACACUCAGAAUACUUGAAAUUGCAAAAGAGGGUGAUGCAGGUGAGAAGGCAUUUCAUGCUCAACCGACCGGCUAAGCCAUUUGAUGUAUUUCAUAUGGUGCUUCACUCCAUAUGGCUAAGGAGGCUUAACAUCAGGCUACCCAAUUAAUUUUAUUCAACAACCAUAAUAAGCAUUCUUUUAAUAUUUUACUCUUGGAAUUUUACACCAUUUGUAAAAUCUUCUAUAAUUUUGAUCAUUUUGAUCCCUCCUUCCUACAUCAUCAUCUACAAAUGAGUAAAACAAGGGACGGAUUAUUAUCACUA